CUCCCCUUCCGGACCUCCCCGCUGAGGGCGGGGCCGCCUCUUCCUGCUUCCGGCUCGGGGCUCGCGCGUCGCUCCCGCUCCCUGCGUCGCCUCGUCUCCUCGGCUCUUCCGUGAGCCCCGCAGCGUUCUCCCCGUGUGCGGGUGCUUUUCUUCCAUGGAAUCUGUGUCGAAAGCGUUGAGUCACCUACCAACAUCCAGCUUCCCUACACUGCUCUUUGGCAGAGGAUGUAUUUGUUGUCUGUAUACCUUGAAGAUGUGGGAGUUUUGUGUUCUGAGCCAUGCAGUUUUGGGGGAAGCAACCAAGCUCAUGAAUUUCGUUUGGCCCUCAUCCAGCUUCAUGUGUCUUCUGUCAAGUCAGAUAACCUGACUCGAGCUGGUGAGCUUGUCAAGAAGGCAGCAAGCCAAGGAGCCAAACUCAUAACUCUUCCUGAGUGCUUUAAUUCUCCCUAUGGCACAAACUUCUUCCCUGAAUAUGCAGAGAAAAUCCCCGGUGAAUCCACAGAAAAGCUUUCUGAUUUAGCCAAGGAAUGCCAAGUUUAUCUCAUUGGAGGCUCCAUUCCCGAAGAAGAUGAUGGAAAAUUUUACAAUACCUGUACAGUAUUUGGUCCUGAUGGAGCUCUCCUGACAAAGCACAGAAAGCUUCACUUGUUUGACAUUGAUGUUCCUGGACGGAUUCGAUUCCAAGAAUCAGAAACGUUGAGUGCUGGUGACAGUCUCUCCAUGUUUGAAACCCCUUACUGCAAAGUGGGCGUGGGGAUUUGCUAUGACAUUCGCUUCGCUGAACUUGCACAAGUCUACUCUCAGAGAGGUUGUCAGCUGCUGGUAUACCCCGGUGCUUUUAAUUUGACCACUGGACCAGCACAUUGGGAGCUGCUACAGCGAGGCCGUGCUGUAGACAACCAAUUGUUUGUGGCCACCGCCUCCCCGGCCAGGGAUGUAGAUGCCCCAUACGUUGCCUGGGGUCAUAGCACCGUGGUGAGUCCUUGGGGAGAAAUCCUGGCCCAAGCUGGCACCGAUGAAACCAUUGUGUAUGCAAACAUAGACCUUAAGAAGUUGGUUGAAGUUCGCCAGCAAAUCCCUGUUCUCAGCCAGAAAAGGGGAGACCUCUAUGCUGUGGAGUGGAAAAAGCCCUGAGGGGCCAGUAUUGCUGAGGAGGGGUUUCCAUGUCUGGAUCUUUGAAUUCUAUCUGAAUCUCCCUAUGUUUUUUUAAAAAUUUCAACCUUUUUCACAGUGAAGGGUAAAGAAACUAAUGAUAGACCAACACAUUGAGUUUCUACUGAACAUUUUUAUUAUUAGCCAUUGGCUUUUGUAAUGGAAGGAAAACCAAUAACAAGUGAGAAUAGAAAAGAUCUUGCCAUGCAGACAUGGACCAGUCAAAAUAGCAGAAUGAAGUGUUAGAUCCUGGUUAGGUGCAAAAUUCACAUAAAACCAAGGUGCUUAUGGGCACCAAGAUGACCACUCCAUUUUAUGGAGUUGGAAGUUGUUAAACCAGAAAAUGGCUUUGUUAUAUUGUGUUUCCCCAGAAGUGCCUAAGAUUUCAGACUGGCCAAUGUGUGAAAUUGUUUUGCUUGAUUAUACCUGUAUGUUAAAAGGGACAGCUCCUAUUUAUCCUGUGGCUGUGGGGGCUGGAUGUUGAAUUACUGCCUAAUGAUAGAGAUGGGGAAAAAAAAGGAAGAGCAUCAAUAAUACAUUAAAAACAGACAAAAAAAUAAGUUCAAUAAUACAUUAAAAACAGACAAAAAAUAAGUUCAGAGGGAGAUAGGGGCAGUUUUGUGGUGUUAAAUUUAGUAAGUUCUUUUUUCGAACAAACUACAAAAGUUUCGUUUGUGUUAAGUACAUAAUAAAAAUUAUUUAAAAGAU
Trichosurus vulpecula (common brushtail) is the source of this 1860-nucleotide messenger RNA. It is a transcript of the gene NIT2, whose product is annotated as nitrilase family member 2. The coding region runs from base 226 to 1134 and encodes 302 amino acids. The transcript has 11 exons. Gene Ontology annotation, cellular component: mitochondrion. Lineage: Eukaryota; Metazoa; Chordata; Mammalia; Diprotodontia; Phalangeridae. Gene Ontology annotation, molecular function: omega-amidase activity. The record is from RefSeq and is a predicted model, not a curated record. Gene Ontology annotation, biological process: L-glutamine metabolic process; oxaloacetate metabolic process.